Phalacrocorax carbo (great cormorant) is the source of this 3394-nucleotide messenger RNA. NCBI's taxonomy places the organism in Eukaryota, Metazoa, Chordata, Aves, Suliformes, Phalacrocoracidae. The record is from RefSeq and is a predicted model, not a curated record.
GAUUGAGGACAGAGGCAAUUAUUAGUCUGUUUCAGAAAUAGGGAAGGGGUUACAGUGUGGCUGCAGAGCGCUGAGCUGUAGUUAUUGAUGGGGACUGAGGGAGCGGAAGCUACUGGUAAUGUGGCUGUUUGAGGUACAGGAGGAGAAUAGCGUGAGUGCAAGUGCUGGUGUGGCUGGCGCCGAUGAUGGUGAUUGAUCGUGUGUGUGUGGUGAGCUGCCGUACAGGUGCCAUAAAGGUGGUCCCUGUGAUCAGUGCCUGGAAAGUCACAAUAGUUAGGUUGCAGUGUCUGGGAGUUGCUUGCUUCUUCUAAGGGUAUAAUGGCAGUGUAGUUAUUGACUGAGAAAGUGGUAGCGAUAGUAGAGGCCUGUCAAGAGUUUUGAUUUAUUUGUUUGGGCGAAGAAAUAAAUCUUGCCCUCUGUAAAUGUUUUCCUGCUGGUUUAAAAUCUGCAGUUAAUUCCUCAGUCCCCCCUUGUGUUCAAGAAGCAUGUAGGCAUGGCACUUAGGGACAUGCUUUAGGAGGCAUGGUGGUGUUGGGUUGGCGGCUGGACUUGAUGAUCUUAGAGUUCUUUUCCAAUCUUAAUGAUUCUAAAUAUGUUCCUUUCUAUCCUGUGUGUAUUUUCUACAGUUUGCAAAAUCCAGCAAAUCCUUUAUAGUAUUUUUUUUACCUUGCUGUGUACCUUGGAGGGUUUCUCCUUGCUCCCUGCACAGGAAGAAUUUCAUAAAUAUAUCAGUGGAGCUCACCUGGGGCUGGAGUUCCAAAAAAAACCCAAAACCUUUCCAAAGUACAGCUACCCAAAAUGUUUCACUUUGUAUCCAGUUUUAAGCAGGGGAUUUGAUUAUCCAUUUAGUGGAAGGGAAAGAAAUAAAAAAAAAAAUAAAAAGGAGGGAUCGGUGCAGUGAUCUUCCAUUUCUGAGGAAAAUUGGUAAAAUAAACGCCCAAGUGAAAGUGGAGUCAUUACCACCCCAGUUAAUUCUGCGCUGAAGAAGAAUGACAGAUUCUUUUCUAUACUUAAAAAACCUAUCCUAGACUUGUGCAUCUGGGCUGGAAAUUUUCAAAAGGCCUAGGGGAGCUAAGUACCUACCUUCCUGUCUCAGUGAGAUUUUUUUUUUCUUAAUUCACUUGGCCUUUUUUAAAAAUCUCAGUCUUAUAACAGUCAUGUGUAGGACUUUUAAAAGUUUCAUGAAAAAUAUUGUAUUUAAUAAACUGAAGCUUAAAUUGAGUUGGUAUCUGCAAAGGUUGUGUGUGAAUAUUAAGAACUUAAUAUGGCUUCAGGCUCAAGUGGAUGCUCAAGUGCAAAAGUUUUUUUUUUCUUGGAUGGUUAAAUGUCAGUAAGGUUUACUGCAGUCAUGUGGUGAUACUGUGGCACAGGUGUGAUUGUGCUGGAAUUCCACAGUAGAAAUAUUUUACUAAUGUGUAGCAACCAUUAAAACUUUGAUCUGGGACUCUUCAGAAGUUCAAGAUAUUGCUGGAGUCAGAAUUUUCCAGGUUUCUGUGAAUGGAAUCAGCUGUGUCUGCGACAUAAAUAAUCAGGUGGUGCAAAGACAAUGAUUGACAGCUCUAGACGAUUGUUCCCAUGAGUAUUAUGAACUUUUCUUCAGCAGCAGAACAGGCAAAAUCUGCACAAGCAGUUUUCCAACAGAGUGGGAGUAAAACUCCUCUGGAUAAAACAUUACGAAAAAGAUGUUUCAAGGUCUAAGGAGCUGCGUGGGGACAUAGACUCCAAGAUCUAACUUCUAGGCCAAGCACAGCAAAAAGCAUGGAAGAGAAGAAGAAAGAGGAGAAACCAGAAGAGCAACUUACAGACCCUGAAUCAGCUUUUCCAGAAGCCUUACUAGAAUUUCAAAUUGAGGCAAAAGAAGCAGCAAUUGAUCAGGUUUUGUUUGAUCUGAAACAAGUAGAAAAAAAGAACAAAGAAUGUCAUAAAAGGAAUGACCUUCUGAAGGAAGAACAGCAGGCACACAUCAGGCGCAUACUAAGACAAAUAGAAGAAGAGGAGAAAGAGCAAGAUGAAAAGGAGGUUGUAACUAGGGAUGAUGUGGAAGAGUCACUGAAAGCAAAAUGGCAGUAUGUUAAGGACAAAGAACAACUUCUGAAAGAUCUGCACUCCCAAAUUGAAGAAACUGGCCAAAGACUUUUAGUAAAGCAGAGGGAGAGGGAUUAUUGGUUGGAGUACCAAAAUGUAGGAAGUAAAACACAGGCCAACAAGAUUAUGAAUCUGGAAAAAGACAUCAGGGAAGUCAAAGAUGACCUUCGUAGGGCUACAGAAUAUUACAGAAAUGCUUUGAAAGCAGUGAAAGAAGAAAAUGACAGACUGGUUGAGAGGCACAUGAAGUUAAGUAAGGAACAGGCCCCUGAGAAUGCUGUAAGAUAUUUAGACAAAAAGAGUCGCAGAGAAAUUGAAGAGAAUGAAUGGCUGAAAGAAGAGGUUAAGAUGUACCAAAAGGAAGUAAGUGAUUUGAAAGCCUCUAUUCAGCUCCUGGAAGAAGAAAAUAUCGGUUUAGUGACAAAAUUGAUUGAUAGCAGACUUCAGAAUCUGAGAAUACCCAGGCAUUCCUUUCUUACCAAGGCAGGUGGCUUGCAAGAUGAAUUUCCUAAGGACGAAAUGAAAGAAGUAGAGUAUAGAGAGUAUGCAGCAAAGACAGAUGGAGAUGAAAGCCUCAGAAGUGCCACAGUCCUCUGUCAGAAAAAAAAAGCCUGUGCAAAGAUUCAGUCUAAAACAGAGAAUGAGAAGCCUCAAGGCAGUGAUGAGGAGCUGUGGGAAAAGUCAUUCACUCCAACUCAUGACAGCUUGUUGUAUGAAGAUGAAAAAGAUUUCCAGGAAUGCUUAAAACUGGGUCCUCUGGAGACAGAGCUCCUGUGUGUGGUUGGAAGAGCCAUGCCUAUUCAUAAAGAACCAGAAGAAAUGCCAGGUGGGAGCCACACAGAAGAUGGCAUUACUGGUAAAUCAGAAGGGCACAUCACAGCUCAGAUGAUCAAAGCCUUAUCUAAAGGAAAGGCUCAAACGCUCCUGCCCAGCAGGUGUCUCCUGGAGUUGCAGGCGAGUGGAACUGUUCUCUGGGCUCCACUGCCCACAGCUCCUCAGAAACCCGGCUCGCAAGCAGACAUGUAAAGCCUUCAGGACAAGUUUGGAAGAGGGAAGUUCUGUUCAUACCCCAACUCGCUGUGAUGCAGCCGAUGGCCCGAGCGAGCUGUGCAAAGCUUCGCCGGCAUGAACUGCUGCUGGAAGAUUAGGGAAGGUACCUCAAUAAUGUGUUUGGUGUAUUUAUACUUCUCAGCCAGUUAUAAACAGGUGAAGUUUAUUGUCAUGAAUAUUCUGAAAAACUAGAAGAUCGUGAAAUAUCCUAGUCGGUGAGGAAUCCAGCUCUUAAUGAGCCAACUCAUUACCGUGGAAC